This is a messenger RNA of Synchiropus splendidus (mandarinfish), 3015 nucleotides long. RefSeq names its product VPS9 domain containing 1 (gene vps9d1). NCBI's taxonomy places the organism in Eukaryota, Metazoa, Chordata, Actinopteri, Syngnathiformes, Callionymidae. Gene Ontology annotation, cellular component: cytosol; endocytic vesicle. The coding region runs from base 428 to 2572 and encodes 714 amino acids. The record is from RefSeq and is a predicted model, not a curated record. The transcript is spliced from 16 exons. Gene Ontology annotation, molecular function: guanyl-nucleotide exchange factor activity; small GTPase binding. Gene Ontology annotation, biological process: vesicle-mediated transport.
UCAGGGAGACGGCUCCGGGUCACUUGGACCACCGUAAGUGUUUAACGUCACGCGAGAACGAGAGUUGUUGGAUGUGAUGGAGGAUAAUCAUAGAAGUCGGUGUCGUCAGUGUUUGGAAUUUAAUCACCUCACCAAAGAAAAGUGUUACAUGUUCCACACAUGGAUCCCAGCUGAAGUCUCCUCCGCAAGGUUUUAAGCUCGUGUUGCCCGCGCACGCGGUAUAGAAGGGCUGUUUUAGAAAACAUUGUCUUUAUUGGGCUGAAUUGGGAGUUUCACGAUCAUUCCCGUCCCGGAAACACUCUCUGUCUGACCCGUGGGAUUUGGACCUGACUUCGACUUGGAGCAGCCGCAGGGGGCGCUGCAGCCGCCCUCCCGUGUUUACAACCUUCACCACAGAAGAAGUGGGAAGGAGGAAGAAGCCGCGACGAUGGAGGACAGAGACGCGCCUGUCAAGUCCCUUCAGUCCGCCAUGAAAAUGGCCACAGAGGCGAUCCAGCUGGACGGAGGGAACCGGCACCAGGAGGCCUACUGCCAGUACCUGCGCACCGUCGCCUUCGUCUCACAGGUUCUGCUGCAGCAGGCGGAGACGGAAGCCUCACAGGAGCACCUCGCGGCCGUGGAGGUGGGGCGCAUGCUGCGGCUGGCGGAGCAGUGUUUGGAGAGGGCCAGGUCCUUCGUGGGGACACCAUCCGACCCCCGCCCUCGGACCAACCAACCGCAGCCCUCGCUGAGCAGCCAGGCAGCAGCUGCCGAGGAUCAUCUGGACUCCGUCUUGACCUUGAGUUGUGAGAUGAGAGGUCAGACUCAGCUCUGUCCCUCUGAUGACGUCACAGCUCCACCUCCUGAUGUCAGCACAUCACCUCCUGAUGACGUCACAGCUCCACCUCCUGAUGUCGCCACAGCUCCGCCUCCUGAUGUCACCACAUCACCUCCUGAUGACGUCAUAGCUCCACCUCCUGAUGUCACCACAUCACCUCCUGAUGACGUCAUAGCUCCACCUCCUGAUGUCACCACAUCACCUCCUGAUGACGUCACAGCUCUGCCUCCUGAUGAAGUCACUGCAUCACCUCCUGGUGAAGUCACAGCGCCCCCCACUGGCGUCCCGGUCCCACGGUUCAUCCCUCCAGAGGUCUUCCAGAGAUGGCAGACAGUGGCGUGGCAGGAUUCCGGCAGGAAGCUGCUGACCCCGAUCGAAGAAGCGUCCCGCCUGAACCAGAAGCUGAAGGCCAACUACGAAGCCCGGCUGGCCCGACUGUCGCCGGCUCAGUCCUACCAGAAGACGUCCCUGACGCUGUCCCUCCAGCGGCAGAUGAUGGAGAACCUCAUCAUCGCCAAGGCCAGACAAGACGCCCUGCAGAGGAAGAUGGAGGAGCGACGGCUGCGGCUGCAGGAGGAGGCCAACCGGAGGUUCUCGGCCUCCGGAGCCGUGACGGCCGAAGAGAAGGAGCAGAGAGCCGUGUACACCAACGUGCUGGAGUACGAGCAAGACCACGACUGGCCCAAAGUGUGGAAAGCAGACCUGAAGAAGAGCCCGAGCGACCCCGGCCUGGUGUCGGGCCUGGUGUCCUACCUGCUCAGCCGCUCCGAUCAUCCUGUGGUGAAGCUCCUCAAGAAGCACCAGUUCCGGAUCUACAACCGACUCUACCCCAUCGUCAGUCAAGUCCCGCCCAGAGCCCGUGGCAGCCUGGUGGCUCCAGAUACGCCGAGGUCGUCGGUGCGCUCGGGCGGCAGCGGAGCCCAGAGUCUCAGCAGCUCUUCUCUGUCGCUGUCUCAGGACUUCUGUGCAGACGUGGAGAAGAGGCUGCCCGCCGAGCGUGACAACUCCUUCGAAGACCUGGAGGAGAUGCUGAGUCAGAUGGACCUGGACCCGGACCAGGACGAGACUCUGGUCUCGGAGCUGGAGAGCAGGGCGCUGCAGGAGCAUCUCAAGUCCGUGGUCAGAGACGUUCACGUCGCCAUCGACCAGCUGCUGUCUCUGUGCCUGCUCUCCUUCGAGUGCCUCAACACGGCGCCCUCCAAAGACCUGUGUCUGGCCAGCAUCGAGGAGGUCUUCUUCACGCCGCUGUGGGGCGCCCUGCUGGCUCUCUUCAGGAAGGUCCACCACGAGCGGGAGCUGGCCUGCGACGCCGCCAUGACGCUCUACUGCCACGCCUCCCCCGUGGACCUCGGGGUGCCCGCCAAGCUGGCGCCCCCCGACGCCGGCGCGCGGCCGUACGAGUGUGCUGUGCAGGAGCUGAAGCAGCUGGUCCAGGACUGCUGCCCGCAGAGGAAGCUGGACUGCAUCGUCCGGACGCUCCGCCUCAUCUGCGCCUGCGCUGAAGACUACCGCGCCCUCCACGAGUCCCAGUCGCCACACACCACGGCCGCCAUCGGCGCCGACGACCUGCUGCCCAUCUUGUCCUUUGUGGUCCUGAGGAGCGGGACCCCGGCGCUGGUGUCGGAGUGCGCCGCCCUGGAGGAGUUCAUCCACGAAGGCGUCCUGAUCGGGGAGGAGGGCUACUGCCUGACGUCCCUGCAGAGCGCGCUCACCUACGUGGAGUCGCUGCAGGGCGCCGCCCGGGGCCGCCGCUGACUCCGGCCCGUCCUCUGUCUCCAGCUGCUCCACAACCAGAUAUUUUAGUGAAAACAAGGUGAAAGCGUUGCUUCCUGCGCCGAGCGUGGCUCACAUGACCCGCUGGCUGGCAGGACGCCGCCCACGUGAAGAAGAUUUUAGCUCCACCUGCGACUCGAGCCCCGCACCAGCACUUUUAUCCCAGUGGGACUCCGGCGCUCCGCCCCCUGUGGGUGGCUUUUAACGGUGCAGCUGAAGAGGAUCCUGAGAAUUUCAAACCGGCGCCUGACGAUGGGUGGAGCAGCGCCGUCAGGCCACUUUGUUGUGAGGAAUCAAUAAAGCGCAAACCUUUCAUGUCCCGCCUCCAGUCUUGGUUCCGCGGGCCCCGGCGUCUUGGUUUCAGGUCCGUUCCAGAGCCCGUGAGAGAAGUUUUCCCUCUGGCUCCGAGGGUCCCGGCUCUCUGU